Oryzias melastigma (Indian medaka) is the source of this 5501-nucleotide messenger RNA. RefSeq names its product SLIT and NTRK-like protein 5 (gene slitrk5). The transcript is spliced from 2 exons. Gene Ontology annotation, biological process: positive regulation of synapse assembly; regulation of presynapse assembly; axonogenesis. Gene Ontology annotation, molecular function: protein binding. Gene Ontology annotation, cellular component: membrane. The coding region runs from base 1372 to 3999 and encodes 875 amino acids. The record is from RefSeq and is a predicted model, not a curated record. Lineage: Eukaryota; Metazoa; Chordata; Actinopteri; Beloniformes; Adrianichthyidae.
GAGCCACAAGGGAAGGCUUGAAAGAUGUGGCUCCACAGCUGCAGGUUAGACCCCUGGUUUAAGCUAAACAAUCUUAUAGAUGUCUGAAAUGUGACCUGGGAGUCUAUUUUUAUUCAUUCAUAUACUAAAAAUAACCCAAACUAUUAUAAUUACAUGCUCGUGAUGCGAUCGUGUUGAGAUAUUAUCAAAUCUAAACUUGUGUUUUAGAAAAUCCCAGCUGUAAGGUAAAAAUUCAAACCUAAAUAAAAUACUUUUGAAUUUUUUUUUCCUAAAGUGAAUCCUAAAUUCUGCAGGUCUGCAUGCAUCCCUUUUUCUAAAUCGUGCUGCCCUCUGCGGGUCUUCUUCCAGCCUCCUGCUUUCCUUUUUUUUUUUUUUUUAAACCACCUCCCCCCUCAGCAGACAUCAUCAUCAUUCCCCCCUUCUCCUCUCCCAGCCGGUCUCCUUCACAUCAGCCUGCUUCUCCAAGAGUAUCGCGCGCAUCCAAAAUAUCGCUUUUCCUUUUACGCCGUGAUUUUUUCUGUUCUCUUUAGAUGGUGGGAGGAGGAUUUAUGCAUUUUUACGACCAUUUUUGCCCCCUUCUAUUUUAAUUAUUAUUUUUUUAAAUGAAGAAGGAGGAGGGGGGGAUGCCACACUGUGAUAAUUGUUUCAUAAUACGUGCUUCGCCGCAGGGUCUGCGCCGCUUUGCACCAACCCAGAUCAAGUUCCACUAGUUGAAAGGUUGGUGGAGGAAGAGGAAGAAGAGGAGGACACCUCCUGCAAACCGCGGAGCUGCAAAAGGAGGAUUUUUUUUCCUUUUUUUGAUGGGGGGGAAGAUGCAGCUGAAUUAGAAAGAGAUGCGUGAAUAAACUGGUGCGAGGAGAGAAAAAGAGACAGGCGCGCGGGGGGGAGGAAGGAAGGAAGGAAGGUUGGCGCCUCUCCUUCGUCAGUGGAUGAAAGUCACAGUUGAAAUGCAGGCGGCGGGCGCUCCGUGAUGUGGGAUUACCUGCUCCUUCUCCUUCUCCUCCUUCUUGGCCAUGUUUGAACUUUGGUUCUGGCUCUUUUUCCGAGAUGACAGCGCUGAUUUGCGGCGGAGCAGCGACGGAGGAGCCCGCGUCGCCGCGGCGCUGGCGUGACUGCUGAGACGGUGCUCGCGCGCUCUGCCGGUGCCUGAUUUAUGGAGCUAAACGCAGAGGAGACUUGACUUUUUAUUUUUUAUUUUUGUUAUUUUUUUUAGUAUAAUUUCCCCCCUUAAAUUGAUUUUAUUGUGAUUUUUUUGGCACAGCGGCUCAUGUUUUCAGUGAUUGGACUGAAAAGUCGGGAUGCUUUGGCGUGGAUCGGCACGAUGACACCUUCCCUUACUUGAGUGAGCUGGGGCACCCUCUCCCAGGAAAAAUGCAUAUCUGGAUCCUAAAAAUCCUCCUUCUGAUUGCAUCAUCUCUGAGGCUGGUCGAGAUGUAUGACAAUUAUGGGGAGAUCUGCCGGAGCCUGUGCACGUGCGAGGAGAAGGAAGGGGUCCUGAUGGUGAGCUGCGAGAACCGGGGGAUCAUCAGGCUGACGGAGAUCAGCCCCGUCCGCUUCCCCAUGUACCACCUCCUGCUGACGGGGAACCUCCUGAAGAAGCUGUCGGUCAACGAUUUCAUCAAUUACACCGGCGUGACCAUCCUGCACUUGGGGAACAACGACAUCGCCGAGAUAGAGUCGGGUGCCUUCAACGGACUGCAGGGAUUAAAACGAUUGCACCUGAACAACAAUAAGAUUGACAUUCUGAGGGACGACACUUUCGCGGGACUGGAAAGUUUGGAAUACCUACAGAUUGACUAUAAUUACAUUAGCAUUAUAGAGCCUAAUGCCUUGAGCAAACUGCACCAACUAACAGUGAUGAUUUUGAAUGAUAACCUACUCUCUUCCCUCCCUCCCAACAUCUUCCGGAACGUACCCCUCACACACUUGGACCUGAGGGGGAACCGGUUGAAAAUGUUCCCCUACAUUGGCCUCCUGGAGCACAUGGACAAGGUUGUGGAAUUACAGCUUGAGGAGAAUCCGUGGAAUUGCUCCUGCGAGCUGAUCGCUCUGAAAGCCUGGCUGGAGAGUAUAGCCUACACCGCUCUGGUGGGCGAGGUGGUGUGCGAGACGCCGUUCAGGCUCCACGGUAGGGACUUGGACGAAGUGUCCAAGCAGGAGCUGUGCCCACGAAGACCCUUGGAAGAUUCUGUCAGGCCCGCGCCGCCAAGCAGCACCAAUGGAUACUACCAGACCACGCCGGCUGCCGUCACAGCCUCUGCCACCUCCUCAACUGUUUUUAAGUUCUCUUCUAGGCCUACCAAGGGCACGCGGCAAGUCAACAGGACUAAAUUAAAGCCAACGUCUCGAUUGCCUGGCGGCAACCCAUACAACUAUGGCCCCAUCAUUGCUUUUCAGACCAAAUCUCCUGUGCCUUUGGACUGCCCCACUGCCUGCACAUGUAAUCUGCAGAUUUCUGAAAUUGGGUUAAAUGUAAACUGCCAAGAGAGAAAGAUUGAGAGCAUUUCUGAUCUAAAACCCAAGCCAUACAAUCCUAAGAAAAUGUAUCUCACUGGAAAUUACAUCCCCGUGGUGAGGAGGUCAGAUUUUGUCGAUGCUACCGGAUUGGAUUUGCUUCACCUGGGAAACAACAGGAUAACUGUGAUCCAUGACAGGGCUUUUGGGGAUUUAACCAACCUACGUAGGCUGUAUUUAAAUGGUAAUCUCAUGGACAGGCUUACAGGGGAGAUGUUUUAUGGCUUGCACAACUUGCAGUAUCUUUACUUAGAGUACAACAAAAUCAAGGAGGUGGAUGCGGGUGCUUUCCGCUACCUCCCCAAUCUCCAGCUGCUUUUCCUCAACAACAACCUCCUUAAAACUUUACCCACAGGCAUAUUUUCAAGUCUGUCGAUUUCCAGGCUUAACCUGCGCAACAACCAGUUCCAGAACCUGCCUGUGAGUGGCGUCUUAGAUCAGCUGAAAAUGUUGGUGCAAAUAGAUUUGUUUGAGAACCCCUGGGAGUGCUCCUGCGACUUAGUGGGUAUGAAAAUAUGGCUGGAGCAGCUCAGCGCGGGCACGGUGGUGAACGAGGUGGUAUGCGAGACCCCUAAGCGCCACACGGCGAUGGACUUGCGUUCGAUCCCGUCGGAUCAGCUCUGCCCGGACUACUCUGACACUUACGUCUCCCUGACUCCCCCAACGGACGAGCCCAUGGACGACCACGGCGUCACCACAAACGCCCCGCAGAGGUUUAACACCCCCAACAGUACCGUCCCCCUGUCUGUCCUCAUCCUCAGCCUCCUGCUUGUGUUCAUCAUGUCCGUCUUUGUGGCUGCGGGUCUCUUCGUGGUCGUCAUGAAGAGGCGCAAAAAGUCGCAGAGCGACCGCACUAGUACCAACAACUCCGAUGUCAGCUCUUUCAACUUGCAAUACAGCCUCUACAGCAACCGCUCUGGCCCUAAGGUUAAAGCCCCCGCGGGUCACGUCUACGAGUACAUCCCCCACCCUAUGGGUCACAUGUGCAAAAAUCCCAUUUAUAGGUCACGGGAGGGGAACACGGUGGAGGAUUACCGUGACCUGCACGAGCUGAAGGUGACGUACAGGAGUACCCCCGACGACGAGAGGGACAGCAACACCAUGAGGAGCCCUACGUACAGCGUCAGCACUAUCGAGCCACGCGAAAACCCCUCCCCCGUCCAGGAUGCAGACAAUUUCUUCAGGGGCAUACUUGAGCCCGACAAGCAGUCCCCUCACCAGUCCAUCCCAUCCAUCCCGGCGGGAGCCAACUUAGAGUACAAGUACACCGGGCCUGUUUCGUACACGUACAACCCAAACUUUGAUGUCAGACGCCAGUUUUUGCACCCGGAGAGGAUAAGAGAGACUGUGCUGUACGGCACAGCACCCAGUACUGUGUACGUGGAGCCCAACAGGAACGAGUAUUUGGAACUAAAAGCUAAACUGCAGUCUGAGCCCGAUUACCUUGAAGUUCUCGAGAAACAGACCACCUUUAGCCAGUUCUGAGCAAACAAACCCAACUCUUUUCUCUCUAGAUGCCCCCUUGAAAAGAGCGGCUCAGUUCAUUGGGUGCCUUUGGCACGACCACACGAGCAAAAGCGAAGGAGUUAUUGAGGCGGGGUGUGCCGAACAAUCUCACUAAACGAGAGGGUGACAUUGCAGGGACGGAUACAUCUUCCUGGGUCUCGGAGGAGCAGAGUUGCUCCACUUUAACUGAUGAUGCAAAUUUUAUUUUUCUAUGAUAAAGAUGGAAUAACACACACAAAAAUGUAGGUGUACAGGUUAAUCCUACCCAGCUUCAUUUUCAGGAAUAUAACGAUGCAUAAAUUGUGAAAUCAGAAGAGAAAUGUUUAUAAGAAAAAGAGAAAUCACUUCUGGACAAGCAAGCAAAACACUGUACAGCAGAUCAUCAAAACUGUGUAGGACUGGUUUCUGCUGUAGUCUGUAAGUAAAUAUUUAUUGAUAUAAUCUGCCAUGUCUUUUCAAAACUUUUGAUUCUACAUCAAUAUUACCUGUGUCAUCAUACGCCAUGACCCCCCGCCCCUCCCCCUCCUCUGGGACAGGCUUAUGUUCGUAGUUUCAUUUUACUGUAGCUCUGCAUUGUUAAAGUGGCUUUUUUUGAAAGUGGCACACCCCCUAAUGUUCAAAACAAGACUGCAUCAUUUGAAGAAGAUGAGAAAAAAAAAAGAAUUCAAAGUGUCUUUGUAUGCUUUCUGCACUUUUUUGGAAUUGGAAGGCGAGUUCGUUGAGCUCUCAUAAAAAGACAUUAUUAUAUUAAAAAUGAAUAUGGGUAUUCAUUCUUAAUAUGUAGAGUCCGAGAAUUCAGAGACGAUGUUUGACAUAUUCAUUAUGUUGUGUAAUACGGAUAUUUUAAUUAAUGUAACACCUAUUUUUAUACAAGCAUUGGCAGAUUCUCUAUCCCUUCUUAGUUUUUGUUUGGAUUGAUUGCACUUCUUGCACUAUAUUGACCAAACUAUGUUAUUGUCAUCAAAUAAACAUGAUGUCAGGUUCAUAUAAUUUUUUUGGGACGCUCACUUCUGUUGCUGGUGAGAGGAUUCAGACCUUUUAAACUCGGAAAGCUGUUUAUCUCUGCAAUCAAAUGACAAUGCUAACGAGAGCAGAUGGCGUUAUGCAAUCCAUCACGCCCGCUAAGGAUACAGUAUAGGCUUCACUCAAAGGGGCAGCUGGUGUCUCCGAGAGGAUUGGGAUCAAUGGGAUCCAAUCAAUGAGUGUUAUCCCUUUGCAAUUAUACCAUGACAACUGCAUCCACAUUACUGCCUGGCAGGCGUUGAGCUCCACUUUAUAAACAUCAAUGGAGCUGACUAAGAAGCUGUUGGAGUUCUCCAACAAAGUAGAAACUUUGAGACUAAAGUGUGUUUCGAGCCAAUAAUUUUAUGGGUUUAAAUCAAAUGUUUAUCCAAAAAAAUGCAUUUGAAGAUGAAAUAUUUCUAUCAUGUUGCAAAGUCUGUCUUUAUUUUUUGGGUUAAUAAACUAUGAUUUCUGCUGGA